Messenger RNA from Aspergillus chevalieri, 1068 nucleotides. RefSeq names its product nitronate monooxygenase. Lineage: Eukaryota; Fungi; Ascomycota; Eurotiomycetes; Eurotiales; Aspergillaceae. The transcript is spliced from 4 exons. The coding region runs from base 1 to 1068 and encodes 355 amino acids. Gene Ontology annotation, molecular function: nitronate monooxygenase activity. The record is from RefSeq and is a predicted model, not a curated record.
AUGGCAUCUCCUCAGAAAAUCCGCACUACCAUCACCGAUCUGCUCAAGAUCAACCACCCCGUCUUUUUGGCAGGCAUGAACGUGGCUGCUGGGCCCAAGCUGGCUGCAGCAGUCACGAACGCCGGUGGUCUUGGUGUCAUUGGUGGUGUUGGCUACACCCCCGAGAUGCUCCGUGAGCAGAUCGAUGAACUUAAGAGUUUCUUGCAUGACAAGAACGCACCAUUUGGUGUUGACCUUCUGCUUCCCCAGGUUGGCGGCAGUGCUCGGAAGACCAACUACGACUACACCAAGGGAAAGCUCAACGAACUCGUCGAUAUCAUCAUCGAGAGCGGCGCUAAGCUCUUCGUUUCCGCUGUUGGUAUCCCCCCGAAGCACGUUGUCGACAGAUUGCAUAGCCAUGGAAUCCUCUACAUGAACAUGAUCGGCCACCCCAAGCACGUUCAGAAGUCGCUGGAUGCCGGCGCAGAUAUCAUCUGCGCUCAAGGUGGUGAGGGUGGUGGACACACUGGUGAUGUUCCCACUACCCUCCUUAUCCCAACCGUUGCAAAGCUGUGCCGAGGCAAGAAGAGCCCUAUGACUGGUCAGCCCGUGCAGGUCGUUGCGGCUGGUGGUCUGUACAACGGCCAGACCGUUGCUGCUGCUCUGAUGCUUGGUGCCUCUGCUGUCUGGAUUGGUACCCGCUUCAUCUUGGCUGAUGAGGCUGGUGCUCCUGAGGCUCACCAGGAGGCUGUCCGUACUGCCAGCUUCGAUGACACCGUUCGCACCAUUAUCUUCACUGGUCGUCCCCUUCGUGUCCGCAAGAACGCCUACAUCCAGAACUGGGAGGAGAACCGUGCCCAGGAGAUCAAAGAACUCACCGCUAAGGGUGUCAUCCCUGUUGAGCACGACUUCGAGAACCUGCCUGAUGAUGUUGACGAUGAUACCAUUGACAACGCCCGUCCCUACCUGAUGGGUAAGACCGCCGCCGUGGUCGACGAGAAGAAGCCUGCCAAGGCUAUCGUCGACGAGCUGGUUGAUGAUGCUGCUGUUCUACUGGCGCAGGGCAACAAGAUGCUUGCUAAGCUGUAA